Cuculus canorus (common cuckoo) is the source of this 2003-nucleotide messenger RNA. It is a transcript of the gene IMPDH1, whose product is annotated as inosine monophosphate dehydrogenase 1. The transcript is spliced from 16 exons. Gene Ontology annotation, cellular component: cytoplasm. Gene Ontology annotation, molecular function: IMP dehydrogenase activity. Gene Ontology annotation, biological process: GTP biosynthetic process. Lineage: Eukaryota; Metazoa; Chordata; Aves; Cuculiformes; Cuculidae. Bases 127 to 1839 code for a protein of 570 amino acids. The record is from RefSeq and is a predicted model, not a curated record.
CUGACCACGCCCACCGCGCAGCCCCAUUGGGCGAGGGGCGCCCGGGUGUCGGUGGGUGGGGCUUAGGGCGUGACUCCGCCCCUCUCGGCCCCGCUCACCGCCCCGCCCGCUCCGGCGCUCAGCGCCAUGGGCGAGGGGGAGCCCAGCAUGGCCGACUACCUGAUCAGCGGCGGCACCGGCUACGUGCCCGAGGACGGGCUGAGCGCCCAGCAGCUGCUCAGCGCCGACGGGCUCUCCUACGAUGAUUUCCUCAUCCUCCCCGGCUUCAUCGACUUCACGGCUGAUGAGGUGGAUCUGACGUCGGCGCUGACGCGGAAACUGACGCUGAAGACCCCUCUGGUGUCCUCCCCCCGGGACAGCGUCACGGAGGCCGACGUGGCCAUCGCCAUGGCCCUGAUGGGCGGCAUCGGCAUCAUCCACCACAACUGCACCCCGGAAUUCCAGGCCAACGAGGUGCGCAAGGUGAAGUUCGAGCAGGGCUUCAUCACGGACCCGGUGGUGAUGAGCCCCGCGCAGACGGUGGGCGACGUGCGGGCGGCCAAAGCGCGGCACGGCUUCUCGGGGAUCCCCGUCACCCACAGCGGCCGCCUCGGGGGGCGCCUCGAGGGCAUCGUCACCUCCCGCGACAUCGACUUCCUGGGCGAGAGCGACCACGGCACCCGCCUGGCCCAGGACGGGGUGGGGACGGUGGCCCCACAGGUGAUGACCAAGCGCAAGGACCUGGUGGUGGCCCCGGCCGGUGUCACCCUCAAAGAGGCCAACGAGAUCCUGCAGCGCAGCAAGAAGGGGAAGCUGCCCAUCGUCAACGAGCGGGACGAGCUGGUGGCCAUCAUCGCGCGGACGGACCUUGGGAAGAACCGGGAGCACCCGUUGGCCUCCAAGGACGCGCGGAAGCAGCUGCUGUGCGGAGCGGCGCUCGGCACGCGCGGCGACGACCGCUAUCGGCUGGAGCUGCUGGCGCAGGCGGGCGCCGACCUCGUCCUGCUGGACUCGUCGCAGGGGAACUCCACCUAUCAGGUCGCUAUGAUUCAGUACAUCAAGAGCCGCUACCCCCAACUGCAGGUGAUCGGGGGCAACGUGGUGACGGCGGCGCAGGCCAAGAACCUGAUCGACGCGGGGGUGGACGCGCUGCGCGUGGGGAUGGGCUGCGGCCCCCCCGCCAUCGCCCUGGAAGGGGGGGCCUGCGGGCGCCCGCAGGGCACGGCCGUCUAUAGGGUGGCGGAGUACGCCCGGCGCUUCGGCGUCCCCGUCAUCGCCGACGGCGGCGUCCGCACCGUGGGGCACGCGGUGAAGGCGCUGGCGCUGGGGGCGUCCACCGUGAUGUUGGGGUCACUGCUGGCGGCCGCCGCGGAGGCUCCGGAGCUGCUCUUCCCCGAGGGGGGGCGGCUGCGGCCGCCCCGAUCUUUGGGCCCCCCCGAUGCCGAGCGCGGCCCCGGCCAGGGGCGCUGCUGCAGUGAGGCGGAGGCGGUGCCGGGGGGGUCGGCGGUGCCCCCCCGGGGUUCCAUCCCCCACCUGGUGCCGUACCUCAUCGCGGGGAUCCAACACGGCUGUCGCGACAUCGGCGCCCGCAGCCUCUCGGCGCUCCGAUCCAUGAUGUACUCGGGGGAGCUGAAGUUUGAGCGCCGGACGGCGGCGGCGCAGAUCGAGGGGGGGGUCCACGGGCUGCACUCCGUUACGGUUCUGCCAUGUACGAGAAGCGGCUCCGCUGAGGAGGGGGCUCACGGCAGGGCCCCCCCGGCAUCGCCAGCGCCGUGCCCCGGGACCCCCGGGCUGCCCCCCCGCUGCCCCCCCGGCACCCCCGGCUCCGGGGGGGGGCUGCGGGGGGGCUGCACCCCAUAGCUGCUUGGGGGGCACAGAGGGGGUCUGACCCCCCUGAACCCCCCCUCCCAGGGAUUUUGGGGGGCUGCACUCCAUAGGAUGUAGCACCUGCCCCCCCCCGGAGCCGCUUGGGGGGCACGGAGGGGGUCUGAUCCCCCCAAGGGAUUUUGGGGGGCUGCACCCCA